GCAAUUUGUGAACGGUGUGUACUGUGUGUACAUACAGGGCUCGUGCUGCGUGUGUACUGCGUGUGUGUGAAAAAUAUACUGUGUACUGCGUGUGCAUGAAGGGCGUGUGCUGGGUGCGUAACUGUACUGCGUGCGCAUGCAGGGCGUGUACUGCAUGUGUGCUACUUGCUAUUCGAGUGUGAAAAUGAGAAUCUGUAGCUCAUCGAGCCAGUGAUUGCGUGUGUCAGGCUUAUUAACGCUUAGCUAACGACUUAAUUGCUUCCUAUCUGACAGCGCAGGUAAAUACAGUAAUCAUAAUCACUCCCCUGUGGUCUCAUUGUACAAACAUAACAAUGAUACAUGCUCUUCAAUACUUAAUGCCUCACUAAGUCUCAGGACUCAUUUUGAAGAGGGUCCUGCAUUGGGAUAUUUGGCCAAAAAUUCCAAUGUUUAUGGGAGAGUGGCUUCUCAUGGGAGGAAACGAGAGAACCCAGAGAGAGCCUAUACUGCCGAUUUGAGAGGUGACACAACCUCUCACAGAGCGAUUCAAUAAUUCAUUGCUGCACUGCCAUCUACUGGCUAUCUUGCAGCCGAUACCUGCAUCGUGUAUUACUAUCGCACGAUUACGGCCAAUGUGUAAUGUGUACACGACCUGUGUGUCCUUUGUGCACACUGCAUGUGUACUGCAUGUGUACUGCAUGUGUACACGUCCCUUAUAGUCUCUGUACUCAAUUCCUGUGUAAUGUAUGUGGGCAUGUACACAUCCUGUGUGUACCGCACGCGCACACGUCCUGCGUGUAUUUCAUAUGUACAUGUUGCGCACUGCGUGUGUAUACGUUAUGUAUGUACUUCACGUGUGCUGGUAAUGCACUCCGAGUAAACAAACAUGGAACGUUGGGCCAACCACAUGCCAACGUAGGUUCAACGUUGGCACGCAUCCUGGGCUGCCUGUGAAUACGUCCUGCGUGUACUACCUGUGAAUACGUCCUGCGUGUACUACCUGUACACACGUCCUGUGUGUACUGCCUGUGCACUGCAUGUGUGCACGACGUGUGCACAUGACACGUGUGUACCGUCUGUGCUCACGUCGUGCGUGUACUGCCUGCGUACCGCGUGUGCACACGCCUGUGUGUACUAAUUGUGUACGCCACGCGGAAGUCCAUGUAUCCCUUAGAAGCUUUCAGUCUCAUGGGACGACUGGCCUUCGCAGCCCAGCGCGUGGACCACUGACCAGGCAGAGCUAGGAUUCGACACACAGACGGGGGCAUGACGGAGUUAGUGUUAAGGUCACUCCAAUGGUUUCAUGUAGUGCAUUGGAAAGUCAGUGAUCAUUUUCGUAAAAAAAUCUCAUUCACAUAUAUGUUGCUUCAAGUAAACGUUUAAUUUUACACUUCCCAUCAGUCGUAUGGCCUAAUGGUAUUGAUUACAUAAUGUCAGCAAAAUUGGUUCAAUGCAAGCAAACUGGACCGGCUUAGACAGACAGCCCUUCAUUAGCAGAGUUUGUCUCGCUGGUGAACUGUCAGAUGUUUACAGGCAAAACCCUUCCAUUAGAUAUGGAUCCCUAGUUCGGCACUAAACUAUAAAAUAUACUUCACGCGCGUUAAAAUCGGUGUCGUUGUGAAUCUAAAUAAACAAUAAAUAAUCAGUUGUGGUCAGAUCUCUGACGUUGCCACAACGGCUCCUCCACGCUUGCACCAUCAGUUGAACAAUAACGAGCUGCCCUGAACAGAGCCACAGUGGGCCCUGCUGCCCACUCGUUUGUAUUGUCGAUGUUUUGGUCCCGUGUCAGUUGUAACAGAAUACUGCACAGUAUACAAGCAUGCCGUCUGCCUCCCCCACGUAUAAUAUAUCCCUCCACAUGAAAAAUAUUAAAGCAUUUUUACACAUCUCAUCAGCUACACGGCCUUUUGUGAGUACAUCGUUUCGGCAGCAUUGGUUAAGCCACGAGCAAAAGUGGACCGGUUUCGAUAUUUUGGGGUCUCGACGCACAUUCUCUGUUGUGCAUCAUCAGUCUUGCGUCGAACCAGGACCCAUACAUCUCACAGACAGGGCCCUUGCCUGUAACAUUUGGCAGUCCACCAACAUUGAUUCAAGUAAGCCUGGCUCUGCUGAUGAGACACUAAAUGUCAAACCCGGUCCAGAGUGUUGAUUGCAUUGAACCAGUGCUGCUGAUAUGACACACGACCAGAAGGAGGCCAUGUGUGACUGAUGGGAUGCGUAAGAUAAAAUAGUUUUUUUCAUGUGGAAGGACAUAUAUGUGACGGAGAAUCCGAUUUAUUUAUUUACGAUACUGAUCACUGACUAUUCAACGCGCUCGGUGAAACCAGUGGAGUUGACCAUAACCCCGUCUCCGUCUGUGUAUGCACCGUACGUUAGCGAACCGUGCUCAUCGGCGGUGCGGGGGACGGACAACAAACUACUGUACACACAAAAGAGCAGUUCUACAGAAAUUAAGUUUUCAAUCUGAAACGGAUUACCAGGUCCUGCAGCUGCUGGGGAAGGGAGCCUUUGCCUGCGUGUACCGGGCGCGCUCCGUGGGCUCCCUCAUCGAGGUCGCCAUCAAGAUGAUUGACAAAAAGGCGAUGAAGAAGGCCGGCAUGCUGAAGAGGGUCCGGAAUGAGGUGGAGAUCCACUGUCAGCUCAAGCACCCUUCAGUUCUUGAGUUAUACACGUGCUUUGAGGACCAAAACUAUGUGUAUCUGGUGCUGGAGAUGUGCAACAAUGGGGAAGUAGGACGCUAUCUCAAGGCCAAGGGAACGCCUUUCUCUGAAGAGCAAGUGCGCCACUUCAUGAAGCAGACGGUGCAUGGGAUGCUGUACCUGCACUCCCACGGAAUCCUCCACCGGGACCUCACGCUUUCAAACCUCCUACUCACGGCCGACAUGAACAUCAAGAUUGCCGACUUUGGUCUCGCUGCUCAGCUUCGGCUCCCGGAGGAAAAGCACUUCACCAUGUGCGGCACACCCAAUUACAUCUCCCCAGAGAUUGCCACCCGCGGGGCACAUGGGUUGGAGUCAGAUGUCUGGUCGCUCGGGUGUAUGCUGUACACGAUGCUGGUGGGGCGGCCGCCGUUUGACACGGACGCGAUUGGAACAACGCUAAACCGCGUGGUACUGGGAGAGUACAGUGAGCCGAUGCACCUCUCCAAGCCGGCGCGCUCCCUCAUCCACCAGCUGCUCCAGAAGAACCCAGUGGACCGGCUUGGUUUGGCCUGCGUGCUUGACCACCCCUUCAUGGCUUUACGUGGUGCCAGUAGUAGAAUGACCACAGAACGCGGAGUGAUCCGCUCACAUCCAAUGACGUCCCAAGGAGUGGAGGUGUCGAUGGACAGUGGCAACACCACCAUGUCCACUGCAGCAGUAACCGUGGAGAGAUCCCGGUCCGGCGCACGUUUGGUGAGUAGUAACAGGGAAACGUCUGCCCAGGCAUCACAGUCUGCGACCAGCUUCGGAUUCGAUGACGCGUUCCGCAGUACCUGCACCAGUGGGUUGGGUGGAGUGGAGGGCAGCGUGUGUCGCUCGGAGACGUCUUGCCGGAGCGAGAGAGACCGUAACGGCGACCACAGCACUCGCACUGGCAGUCGACCGGGACAUACCAACGCACGGAGUACUGGCAGCGGCAUCAGCACGAAUAUGCGGAGGGGAACCGAUGACCGCCAAGCAAAGACAGAUGUAAGGUGCCCAAGCCACACUGGAGCCCGCGAACCCGUCAUCACAGCCAGCACAGAGAGCCAGCGUUACGCUCAGAAGUUUGUGCAGCAUGGCCUGGGCUCGACGCGCGCCGGCACCGCACCCCGAGCGGAGACUGAACAGCCCAGUGGCUCGCGGCACGAAGAGCGCGGUAACGUGUGUGGGAGUUUGGUGGGGCGGAACACAUCCUCUUCUCACUCCGCCCUCUGCACCAGGGAAUGUCACCAGUCACUCAUGUCAGACAGAGUGGAUGGGGAUCGGCUGUGGAGCAACAACGCCUGCUUGGAUCUAGGCCGGAUAGCAGACACGGCGCUGUGUGAGCAGCACAGCUCACAGUCUGGCUGCCAAGGCCGCAACGUGGCGGGAGAGGCCCAUGGGCCCUGGGGGGGAUGCCAAACCACGGCGGCCUCCCGGGACCACGGGGAGGAUGGCAGGGAAGCACGGUGGGAGGGGGUGGCACCUGCGCUACCCAGCCACAGCGGCAGGCCGUUCACAGUGGCACCAUGCGGUAGUGGCGGUGGGACCAGUGAUGGAGGUGACGCUUUGCAAGGAACGAAUCGCUCGUCUGUGUUCGUGGGCUGCGCUGCUACCCCAUCGAGUGGCACUGCUGGUGGUAGAGGUGGUUGUGGUGUGGCCUCCCAGCCACACUGCCAUGGAGCCACAGAUCCCCGGCACUACCCUCCGGCAAGGGGACUCAUUCAGAAGCAAGCAGACGCUCGGCGUGGACAAGGGGUUGAGAGACGAGCGGACACGCAGGAGACACAGGCACACUGGCCCUCGGACGAUGUCAUGCCGAAAGAUGGCAGUGCAGGGCGUAACGUUAUUAGCCACGUCACGUCGCCUCUCAACAGCAUCCGCCUGCGGCCAAUUCGGCAGCUCACGAAGAACGCGGUGGUGAGCGUGCUGGAAGAUGGAGAGGUGUGUCUGGAGUUCCUGAAGGGGCGGAGUGGGCGGGAGCGAGUGCGGGAAGUUCUGCGUAUCUCCAGUGAUGGGCAGCAGAUCCGCCUCUAUCAGCCCAACGAAGGUCGAGGCUUUCCCCUGGACGACCGGCCUUCAUCACCCCCAGAGGAGGUCGUUAUCUACUCCUAUCACACACUUCCAGAGCCCUACUGGAAGAAGUACAAGUACGCUGCUAGGUUUGUGCAGCUGGUGCGCUCCAAGACGCCCAAGGUGACGCUCUACACCCAGCAUGCCAAGUGCACGCUCAUGGAAAAUUCUCCUCAACCGGACUUCGAAGCUUGCUUCUACGAUGGAGCCAAGGUUCACCGGGGUGGUGAAGCAAGCAUGCGUGUGAUUGAGCCCUCCGGCAGGCUCAGCGUGCUCGAUGGCUCUGUGGCCAUGGAUGGAGUGGGGGCGGCCGAGGGAGUGAGGACGUACUUGUGUCACGCAGAGCAAGUGUACAGGCAGUGUGUGGCACUGGAGGCACUGAUCUUGGCACAAGAAGACAAGUGUCACCCCAGCAUCUCCCUCUUCCCAAUCACAGUCUCCAGGCGCCCCUUAUACAUUGUGAAUCACCUACCAGCAGAGUCAGCGUCCCCUGCUACCCAAGAGGGGGUCACAAGGAUGGUCCAGCCCCCCUCUCCCAGCCAAGCGCCGACCCUCACCCCCUCUAUGCUGUUGUUUGACGGGAAGGCCAUGUCGGAGGCCUCGAGUCCCGUGUCGCUGGGCGAUUCGUCGGCGUGUGGCCGUGUGGAAGUUGUCCGCUCCGUGUUCGUGCCGCUCGUCGGCUGGGCCUCACAGUUGGCAUCAGGCGAAGUGUGGGUGCACUUUAACGAGGGCUGCCGGAUGCAGGUGCAUCCCACCGCCGCUUCCAUCGCAUUCACCGACUCCCUCGGAGUCACCAGCAGGUUCUCCCAGAAGGAUCAACUCCCUGAGCAGCUCAAGGACCGGCUGCAGAUCUUGCCGAGAGUUGUGGAGUUGCUGGCGACGUCGGGGCUGGGAGCCGGCGCCACCUCCACUCAUGACACCACAGGAAACGCUGGGUCAGGCAUCCUGCCAGGCUCGAGAGCGACAGGGAGGACACGCGGGCGAUGUGGUGGACAUAGGCUCUGAGCCGUCGUUGUGGUGUGCCCAAGGCUUACAUUUCUCACUGCUGAAAAUGUCUGGUCACUGGUGGAUAAGGGUAUACACAUGACUAGUAGCCAUGGAGAAAGGUGUACUGAAUGUGGUGGACCAUGUGUGGAAGUAUAUUUCAAACCUGGCUGAAAAUAAGUCGUACGUGAGGCCAAAAAUCAUUCGGUCUUGCAAAGCCUCUUGUGCCAGUGCGUGCAUGUGGCGAUGCAUGAGGGUGCACGGGAGAGGCGCAACCGCUGCUUGCAUUUGGCAUCUCCUGGAAUUUGCUGAUGGAAUGUUGUCAUCUAUUUAGGUGCAGUACUGGUUUUAAAUAAAGGGGCAUUAACUCUGGUGCUUUAAAUCAGCUACAAUGUGGCUACUCAUUCAGUUUGUAAAGCUAACCUCGUAUUUUUUGAAUACUUAAAUCUUUCUAUUUCAUAUUUAUAUUUUUAUACUUUUCCUUUCCCAAUGUUUUAUUAAAGAUGUGCUUAUGCUGUGAGAAUGGCAUGCAUUUUUGUACAUAAUGUUAAAAUGGGAAAAAAACUGCCUGAAUAAAAGAUGACUGCCAAAAAGUUUUAUUUUACAUUUGUCGAAAACAGUCGGUCACCUUGGCUUUACAAAAGUUAUCCACCACAAACUUAUCAAAAACUAGAGGCUACAGGUCAAUAGAUACGUGUGCACAGUUU
Molecule: messenger RNA, 6406 nt
Organism: Petromyzon marinus (sea lamprey)
Lineage: Eukaryota; Metazoa; Chordata; Hyperoartia; Petromyzontiformes; Petromyzontidae
Source: RefSeq, a predicted model, not a curated record